This is a messenger RNA of Dracunculus medinensis (Guinea worm), 2364 nucleotides long. Lineage: Eukaryota; Metazoa; Nematoda; Chromadorea; Rhabditida; Dracunculidae. The record is from the annotation of a GenBank genome assembly.
UCUAAAAUAUGUCCAAAAAAAUGUCUUAAAAUAAAUGAAUAUGACAAUGUAACAUUGAUGUAUGCAAAACAUGAGAAAAUUCCAAUGAAAGAUUUUGGAUCGGAAAUUAGAGCCACAAUGGAUAUUGAUCAUUUGCUCAAUAAGUCCGUAUUGUUGCUCGAUCUUCAGGAAACGUCACUUGAGGAAAUAUUCGCUAAAAUUAUCCAUGAGAUGGACAUUCAAGAACCCGAAUUUACAAGUGAACAGGUUCGAUCAGUUUUGUUCACUCAAGAUGCUGGAAAUCAAUUUCAUAUCUUGAGUCGAACAGUUCAAAGUAUUUGUACAACUGGUGCAACUGGUGGGACGUUCGAUUAUGAUCAAACGUGGAUUUGUGCUUUAUGUAUGUUAAACACAGUACAACAUCGGCAUGUCGCUAUCGCUAGGCUUAGCCAUCCAACUAACCUUGGCCGGACUAUGCAAGAUUUACGAUUCAUUAUAAUUGUUAUUGCCCCAUCUCGUGCCAAGGGAACGAAAACAGCUUUGGAAACAACAAGAACAUUCGCAACGCUUUUUGCAGAUAUGGAUAUAAGACAAAGGCUUGUUAUGGCACAGAAUGUCGAACAAUUCAGGUCAACAUUGCUGUCAGCUGCAAAGGAAUUAGCAGUGGAUCAAAAUCAAUGGAGGGAACGAAAGACAUCGAUUCACUUUAGUCAAGCGAAAGAACAGUUGUUUGGACCUGGAUCAUGGUACCCAUUUCGAGGAUUAAAAAAUGAUUUUCUAAGGCGGUUGAAAUAUUAUGGAUCAGAUUAUUUAGAUGGUGUACGUGGUCCAAAAACAAUACAAAAAUUAUUCAGUUCAAUAGUUUUCUUAUAUUUUGCAUGUCUUCUACCUGCAAUAGCUUUCGGCGUACUCAAUGAUGAUAAUACUGAAGGAAAUAUAAAUGUCCGUAAAGUAAUAAUUGCUCAAGCACUUGGCGGGAUUUUUUUUGCAAUACUCGGUGGCCAGCCAAUGAUUAUUUUGCUCACAACAGUUCCUCUCGCAAUUUAUAUAAAAGUGAUUUACAAAAUAUCAGAAGAACUUGGUUAUGAUUUUUUUGCAAUGUAUGCUUGUGUCGGCUUGUGGUGUCAAUUUUUCCUCAUAAUUUAUGCAUCUACUGAAAUGUGCAGUCUUAUGAAACUGGCUACCAGGUCUGCUGAAGAAAUGUUUUCGUUAUUCAUUGCAAUAGCAUUUACAGUGGAAAGUAUAAGGGCGCUUCAUACGAGUUUCAUGAAUAAUUACCAUAAUUGUGAUGAAAAUAGUACGAGGAAAAAAUCGGAUGAUAAUCCAUUCAAUGAUUUACGCGCAAAUAUCGUACCAUUCUUUGCAGCUGUCGUUGAUAAUAUAAAUACAUCAACGAAUCCUGUUUAUUUGCAUCCAUGUCAUCGUGACACUUCUAUCUUAUAUAUGUUGCUAAUGUUUGGAACCCUAUGGUUGGGAUUGUUUUUAUAUAACUUCAGGAAGACACCUUAUCUUACUCGCUCUCGAAGAGAAUGGUUAGCUGAUUAUGCAUUACCAGCUUCUGUUCUUAUUAUGUCAUUUACGGGUGCAUACUGCUUCUUUGAUAUUGAAAAAGACAAAUUCAAGAUGCGCGAAAAUGUAGCAACGUUUGCAAUUGCUCCGAUUUUUUCGCUACCCUGGCAGGGCUAUUUCGUCUGUUUACUUUUGGGUUUUUCAUUGUCAUUUCUUUUUUUUAUGGACCAAAAUAUUGCCUCUGCUAUUGUAAAUAAUUCACAGAAUAAGUUAAAAAAGGGUACAGCUCAAAACCUCGACCUACUUGUAGUUGCAGUUUUGAAUAGUUUUUUAUCGGUGAUGGGAUUACCUUGGAUGCAUGGAGCACUUCCACAUUCACCUCUUCAUUUGCGGGCUUUAGCUGAUGUUGAAGAGCGAGUUCUUCAGGGACAUGUUCAUGAAGUGAUAAUGAAUGUUCGUGAAACAAGACUUGCUACGCUUAUAGCUCAUAUUUUAAUACUUAUUUCCUGUUAUACCCUUCUACCUUAUCCAUUGCGAUGGAUACCGACAUCAGUAUUACAUGGCCUUUUUUUAUAUAUGGCAUUAACUUCAUUAGCAGGUAAUGAAAUGGUUGAACGAAUGCUACUGCUUAUCACCGAACAGCAAGCUUAUCCUCCAACACAUUAUAUCCGAAAGGUACCGCAACGCAAGGUUCAUCUUUUCACUGGCUGUCAACUAUUGCAACUUGUUAUCCUUUGUGCAUUCGGUUUCUCCCCGCAUCCUUUUAUUGAAAUGGUUUUUCCGAUUGUUUGUUUUUUCUUUCUCCCAAUAAGACAUUUAUUAAUUCCGCGUUUAAUUGACUAUAAAUAUUUGGAUGCACUUGAUGGAAGGCAUUGA